Molecule: messenger RNA, 4207 nt
Organism: Cajanus cajan (pigeon pea)
Lineage: Eukaryota; Viridiplantae; Streptophyta; Magnoliopsida; Fabales; Fabaceae
Molecular function (GO): protein binding
Source: RefSeq, a predicted model, not a curated record
UGUUGCGUUGGUUUCCAAUGAUUGCAGAAACCCAAAGAACAAUCGUUGAUUCAAUCACCACUCCGAUGAUUCCUCCGCGUCUCCGGCGUCGCUAGUCGCUGUAGCUCCGUCGCCUCUCUCCUUCGAUUCAGCUUGUCGAAAAUUCAAAAAACGACACAUGGAACCUCCCACUCCCGGCGCCACUAGUGACGAUAGGUUUUCGAAUCCAAACGCAACCGCCACGACCUCAACCUCAACCUUCACUUUCAGCUCCCCUUCCGUUUCGGGCCUGUCCAGGCCCAGAUUUGUCAAGGUUCGCAAGCCCAACAACGCCCCCGCUUUCAAUCCAUAUCGCAACGGUGCCGCUGCCAAUGCCGCAUUCGCUCCUCCGCAUCCCGAACCUGAAAUCGCCGAUCGAUUCGGGAAUCUCAAUAUCGGUGAGCCUUUCGACGCCACACGCCACGCCGAGUUCGUAUUUACGUCCUCUGCUUCUUCCCGUGUUGACGAAAACUCGGUCUCCCAACAGAUGAACAAAUUGAAGAUUGCAACCGAAGACGGAACAGGUUUUAACGUAUCGGACCUACGCGAUGAGCUGAAGAAGAAAUUGAGUAUUAAAGAAGGAGGAGGUAGCAAUGCAGUUGCUGAGAGCUCGGCGAAUGAUUUUAUAUACCAAAUGAAGAAUCUGAAUGUGAAUGACUCUAUCGGUAGUAAUGCCUCUAAGAGUGAAGGUAACGCGACUCUGUUUGGAAAAUGUGAAACGGAAGCGGAGGGAAUUUUGUUGAGGAAGUUGGAGAAGUUAAACCUAGUUAAGGAGAAGAAGGAGGAUUGUGUUGAGCCGAAUUUGUGCAAUCCUUUUAGAGAGGGAAUUCACCGAAGAGAUGCGAGUGGAGAUUCCGCUCGAGUUUCUGAAGACAUUGGAAUGUCGCAAAGUGCUGCAUCAGCUUCAUCCUCUGUGUUCUUUCAACCUGUUGGAGUUGGCAAGAGGGAGGAAUUUGUGUUCACUGGUAAACAAGAUAGUUCAGGUUCAUCUUUUGUUGAGUUUAAAACACCUGCACCAAAAAUUGGCAAAGAAGGGAAACUUAAGGAAAAAGGUAGCAAAAUGAGAACGAGUAAAAGUAGGGAAAAACUGAAGCAUUAUACCUCGGCCCAGCCAUGGCGUGGACAGGGUUUUAUUUUUAAAGGAAGCGUUUCGCAAGAGGAACCGCAGGGUUCUUUUGAGAGUUUUUCACCAAUGGAUGUGUCUCCCUAUCGGGAAAAACUGGCUGAAAAUGAAAGGUCAAGGGAAAGUUCUUUGACAUCCAAUGAGUCAUUCAGUGUUGAUAACAACCCUGUAGUUAAUGAUUCGGUACCGACCACUUCUAUUGAUCCCAUUGAUGAAGAUUUGAUUACUGCGGCAGAGAGCUUGAAUAUAAAUGGGGGUGAUGGUGCAAGCAGAGACACAAAGGAGGAAAGUUUAGAGUAUCAAAUACGUGAAAAUACUUGUGUUGAAGACCCAAAGGAUGAGUCGAUUUCUGGGGUUGAAACUGAAAGCUUUAAGUCUGCCAAUGAUGAAGUGGACAUAACUAGUGAUGCGGCUGGUGUAUCAGUAGAAACUGAAGCACAUAGCAGUGAUGGAAUGUUGCAUCUUGGUAGUGCUUUGAGUUCAACAAACGUAAGUGGGUCUGCCUUCACAUUUGCUGCUUCUUCUUCGGCUGAGGCUCAAUCAUGUAGUCCAAAACGUCCUCACAAAAAGAAAAACUGGGCAAAUGUUGGUCACGAUUCUUAUAACCACUUACCAAGCAUAAAGGUUCCUUGUUCGUCAUCGUCUGUGGCAUUUUCUCCGUUUUCUGGAACUCCAUCUCUUUUCACAUCAGGGCAAGGUUUAAAACCCAAGGUAUCUUCUCAACCCAAAACAAGGGAUUUUGAUGAGAAUGAGGAGCAGGGGGCAAAGAAGGCUUCUGCUUCUAUUUCUGUUACAACCAUUGCUGUUCAGGAAGCAUGUGAAAAGUGGAGGCUCCGAGGAAACCAAGCCUAUAAAAAUGGGGAUCUGUCUACGGCUGAGAAUUGUUACAAACAAGGACUUAGUUGUGUAUCUAAAGAAGAAGCAUCCCGUACCUGUCUCAGGGCUUUGCUGCUAUGUUACAGCAACCUUGCUGCCACACACAUGUCUCUUGGUAGGAUGAGAGAUGCACUAGAAGAUUGUAAGAUGGCUGCUGAAAUAGAUCAAAAUUUCCUAAGGGUGCAACUUAGAGCUGCAAAUUGUUGCCUUGCUCUGGGAGAAGUUGAAGGCGCAUCACAAUAUUUUAAAAGGUGCUUGCAAUCAGGAACUGAUGUUUGUGUGGAUCGAAAAAUUGCCGUGGAAGCCUCUGAUGGCUUACAAAAGGCACAGAAAGUAUCAGAUGUCAUCAAUCAUUCUGCUCAACUUUUGCAAAGAAGAACAUCCUCUGAUGCAGAGAGAGCAUUAGAACAUAUUAAUGAGGCGUUAAUGAUAAGUUCAUACUCUGAAAAAUUGCUUGAAAUGAAAGCGGAGGCUCUGCUUAUGCUUUGUAGAUAUGAGGAGGUGAUUCAGCUGUGUGACAAGACCCUUGAUUCUGCUGAGAAGAAUGCCUGUCCAUUGGAUGCUGGUUGCCAAAUCACAGAUCUGGAUAAUUCACAACUCUCAAAAGGCUUCUACUUCAGAGUGUGGCGAUGCUCAAUGAUGCUUAAAGCCCACUUUUACCUAGGGAAAUUUGAAGAAGGUCUUUCUUUGCUGGAGCAAUUAGUGGAAAAGGUGUCUGGCAUAAACAAGAGCGGAAGCAAGGUUUUGGAUUCACUCAUACCACUGGCUGCCAUCAUACGUGAGCUCUUGCAUCAUAAGACUGCAGGAAAUUCAGCAUUUCAGUCUGGAAGGCAUGCAGAAGCUGUUGAACACUAUACAACUGCUUUGUCAUAUAAUGUGGAGUCUCGUCCAUUUGCAGCUGUCUGUUAUUGUAAUCGUGCCGCUGCAUAUAAAGCUUUAGGUCAAAUUACCGAUGCUAUUGCAGAUUGCAGUCUAUCUAUAGCUCUUGAUGGAAAUUAUUUGAAGGCACUUUCUAGACGUGCAACUCUGUACGAGAUGAUCAGAGAUUAUGCUCAAGCAGCCAGUGAUCUUAGGAGGCUUGUCUCUCUUCUCAGCAAGGAUGUGGAGGACAAUAAACUUGGAAUAACUGAUAAAUCAAUUAAUUAUGCUUAUGAUUUGAAGCAAAAUCGCAUUCGUCUUUCUGAUAUGGAAGAAGAAGCCAGAAAGGAGAUCCCUCUUGAUAUGUACCUCAUUUUGGGAGUUGAACCAUCUGUUUCGAUAUCUGAAAUCAAGAAGGCCUAUCGGAAAGCUGCACUUAGACACCAUCCAGACAAGGCUGGCCAGUCGUUGACCAGAAGUGACAAUGGAGAUGAUCAGAUAUGGAAGGUUAUUGCUGAAGAAGCACACAGAGAUGCUGAUAGGCUUUUCAAAAUAAUUGGGGAGGCAUAUGCCAUCCUGUCAGACCCUGACAAGCGGGCACGUUAUGAUGCAGAAGAAGAAAUGAGGAAUUCCCAAAAGAAACGGUAUGGACCUAUGGCUAGAAAUAAUGUGGAUGCUCAGUAUUAUUACCCGUUUGAACAAAGCAGCAGAAGACAGUGGAGAGAGGUUUAUAGAUCAUAUGGUAAUCCAUCAUAUCGAGGUUCUGAACCUGGCCGAUCAAGUAGGAAAUAAGAAAAUCUGCAUGAAAUGUUAAUCCUGUUUGACUCUUUAAAUGUGGCCUAGUUAGAUGGUGCCUUUUAAGUUAUCCGCUGCAAUUGGCCUUCUGAAUUUCGGCAUUAUGCUGAGUUCGGUGCUGCAUUGAUCCAGCUGUUACGCGGCUUCCAUCCUUCGAGUUAGGAGAGGUCCAACAGGUACACAAUUCUGCAACUGAUGACAUAGCGGUUGGAGAAGAAGCUUAGCUGGUCAAUGCAUCCAGUUAGAAUUUUUCUCUUGGCAAGAGAAAGACUGCAUAAGAAUUUUGUCUUCUUUUACAGCUGACCACGACUUUGAGCGAGGACUUGGUGUUUUAACUUGGCUGCUAAAACCCAGCACAGGAAAAAGAAGCUUGAAAAUUUUGCAGUGGUUGAGUGAGGGCUCUGAUUUUUUUAGAUAUGUAAAGUUUAUCGACAUAAGUUGAUGUUGAGAUGAACAGACGAAAUUAAAUUGCUAUACCACAACGAUUGUAAUUAACAAAACACAGUUGGGCUUGUGUAAAAAUAAUUCAUUUUUUGA